GGGUGUAGGAAUAUUUUUAAGGCGAAGCUACGGUGCAAGUGACUUCCCAGGGAAUGAACUGCACAGGCUUGUUAAUCAGUUCACAGUGUAAAGACACACUUUAAGAGGAUCCUUGGAAGUCUUGGACAAGCUUCCCCGCAUGUGGCAGGUGCUGUGCUGGCCAUCGGUGACCCAAAGAUGAUGAUAAAUAUGUUCCUGCCUGCAAGGAGCUAGCGGUCCACUGGGAUUCCUCUUGCUGAUGACACGAGUCCUGUUUGAAUCUACUUAUAAGAUUCUGAAGCCUGAACAGAGAAUUUUGGCACUGCACUGGCAUUGCAAGAAAUAGAUAAUAUCAAGGACAUCAGGAGUGGGAGAGAUUGCAGACUCAGCAGGAUGUCUUCCAAGCGACCAGCCUCUCCGUAUGGGGAAGCAGAUGGAGAGGUAGCCAUGGUGACAAGCAGACAGAAAGUGGAAGAAGAGGAGAGUGACGGGCUCCCAGCCUUUCACCUUCCCUUGCAUGAAGUUGAUGGCAAUAAAGUUAUGUCUUCAUUUGCCCCACACAACUCAUCUACCUCACCUCAGAAGGCAGAAGAAGGUGGGCGACAGAGUGGCGAGUCCUUGUCUAGUACAGCCCUGGGGACUCCUGAGCGGCGCAAAGGCAGCUUAGCUGAUGUUGUUGACACCUUGAAGCAGAGGAAGAUGGAAGAGCUCAUCAAAAAUGAGCCAGAAGAAACCCCCAGUAUUGAAAAGCUACUAUCAAAGGACUGGAAAGACAAGCUUCUUGCAAUGGGAUCAGGGAACUUUGGUGAAAUAAAAGGGACUCCCGAAAGCCUCGCUGAGAAGGAGAGACAGCUCAUGGGGAUGAUCAAUCAGCUAACCAGUCUGCGAGAGCAGCUGCUGGCUGCCCAUGAUGAGCAGAAGAAACUGGCUGCAUCUCAGAUUGAGAAACAGCGCCAGCAAAUGGAGCUGGCCAAGCAGCAGCAAGAACAGAUUGCAAGACAACAGCAGCAGCUUCUGCAGCAACAACACAAAAUCAAUUUGCUUCAGCAACAGAUCCAGCAGGUUCAAGGUCAACUGCCGCCAUUAAUGAUUCCUGUAUUCCCUCCCGAUCAACGGACACUGGCUGCAGCUGCCCAGCAAGGAUUCCUCCUUCCUCCAGGCUUCAGCUAUAAGGCUGGAUGUAGUGACCCUUACCCUGUACAGCUGAUCCCAACUACCAUGGCAGCUGCUGCUGCAGCAACACCAGGCUUAGGCCCACUCCAACUGCAGCAGUUAUAUGCUGCCCAGCUAGCUGCAAUGCAGGUAUCUCCAGGAGGAAAGCUCCCAGGCAUACCCCAAGGCAACCUUGGUGCUGCUGUAUCUCCUACCAGCAUUCACACAGACAAGAGCACAAACAGCCCACCACCCAAAAGCAAGGAUGAAGUGGCACAGCCACUGAACCUAUCAGCUAAACCCAAGACCUCUGAUGGCAAAUCACCCACAUCACCCACCUCUCCCCAUAUGCCAGCUCUGAGAAUAAACAGUGGGGCAGGCCCCCUCAAAGCCUCUGUCCCAGCAUCAUUAGCUAGUCCUUCAGCCAGAGUUAGCACAAUAGGUUAUUUAAAUGACCAUGAUGCUGUCACCAAGGCAAUCCAAGAAGCUCGGCAGAUGAAGGAGCAGCUUCGGCGGGAACAACAGGUGCUUGAUGGGAAGGUGGCUGUUGUGAAUAGUCUAGGUCUCAAUAACUGCCGAGCAGAAAAGGAAAAAACAACACUGGAGAGUCUGACUCAGCAACUGGCAGUUAAACAGAAUGAAGAAGGAAAAUUUAGCCAUGCCAUGAUGGAUUUCAAUAUGAGUGGAGAUUCUGAUGGAAGUGCUGGAGUCUCAGAAUCAAGAAUUUAUAGAGAAUCCAGGGGGCGUGGUAGCAAUGAACCCCACAUAAAGCGUCCAAUGAAUGCCUUCAUGGUGUGGGCUAAAGAUGAACGAAGGAAAAUCCUUCAGGCCUUUCCUGACAUGCACAAUUCCAACAUCAGCAAGAUACUGGGAUCUCGCUGGAAAGCUAUGACAAACCUAGAGAAACAGCCAUAUUAUGAGGAGCAAGCCCGUCUCAGCAAGCAGCACCUGGAGAAGUACCCUGACUACAAAUACAAGCCCAGGCCGAAGCGCACCUGCCUGGUGGAUGGCAAAAAGCUGCGCAUCGGGGAAUACAAGGCAAUCAUGCGGAACAGGCGGCAGGAAAUGCGGCAAUACUUCAACGUUGGGCAACAAGCACAGAUCCCCAUCGCCACUGCUGGUGUCGUGUACCCUGGAGCCAUCGCCAUGGCUGGAAUGCCCUCCCCUCAUCUGCCCUCAGAGCACUCAAGCGUGUCCAGCAGCCCGGAGCCUGGGAUGCCUGUUAUCCAGAGCACUUACGGCGUGAAAGGAGAGGAGCCACAUAUCAAAGAAGAGAUCCAGGCUGAGGACAUCAACGGAGAAAUUUAUGAUGAGUACGAGGAGGAAGAGGAUGAUCCAGAUGUAGAUUAUGGGAGUGACAGUGAAAACCAUAUUGCAGGACAAGCCAACUGAUAAGGGUCAAAAGAUUGUUGUGACCUUAGGACUUAAAGAAGCCCUAGCUGGUUCAUCCUUACCAGUGGCCAAGCACAUUAACUUUCUCAUACACUGACUGUUACUUUAACUGUUAGUCUUAAAUAGUUGGGACAUCAGCUGACUAAUAGACCUCAGCCUCAAAAGGCUUGGAAAGGAAAUAAAAAUACAACAAGCAAACAACAAUAUCAACAACAAGAGAUUGAAAUAAGCUAUGGGUAAAAUAAUGCCAGUAAUUCAGCUGCUACAUCCAAGCACUGAAGUCUUACCCGUCAACUUUUUUUUUUAAUAAACUUUAUGGCUGUUUGUUCUACAAUGUUCUAGAAAUUCUCACUCAGGUACACAGUGCCAACAAGUGGCUUGUGAAUGUGUUUUGUUGUUUUGUGCUACAGUUUUUAAAAAGAAAUAAGUUUUGU
Lagenorhynchus albirostris (white-beaked dolphin) is the source of this 2957-nucleotide messenger RNA. It is a transcript of the gene SOX5, whose product is annotated as SRY-box transcription factor 5. NCBI's taxonomy places the organism in Eukaryota, Metazoa, Chordata, Mammalia, Artiodactyla, Delphinidae. The coding region runs from base 373 to 2523 and encodes 716 amino acids. The transcript has 19 exons. Gene Ontology annotation, biological process: cell fate commitment; positive regulation of chondrocyte differentiation; regulation of transcription by RNA polymerase II. Gene Ontology annotation, molecular function: DNA-binding transcription factor activity, RNA polymerase II-specific; RNA polymerase II cis-regulatory region sequence-specific DNA binding. The record is from RefSeq and is a predicted model, not a curated record. Gene Ontology annotation, cellular component: nucleus.